Dioscorea cayenensis subsp. rotundata (Guinea yam) is the source of this 2057-nucleotide messenger RNA. RefSeq names its product sulfite exporter TauE/SafE family protein 4. Bases 16 to 1755 code for a protein of 579 amino acids. Lineage: Eukaryota; Viridiplantae; Streptophyta; Magnoliopsida; Dioscoreales; Dioscoreaceae. Gene Ontology annotation, biological process: protein ubiquitination. The transcript has 13 exons. Gene Ontology annotation, cellular component: membrane; Cul4A-RING E3 ubiquitin ligase complex. The record is from RefSeq and is a predicted model, not a curated record.
AUACAUAUAUAAGUUAUGAAGAAUAAAGAUGUGGUUGUUCUUGAAGAAGAGGAAUACCAAUUGCACUUUGAUAUUGAAAAAAAAGUUUGGAAGGUUGUGCAACUUUCUUUGAUAAUAUUUGCAGGAGUACCACAAGUUUCCUAUCUUUUUCUUUCCCUUCCUUCCUUGUUUGGAAUCCUCUCAAACCUUUCCAUCUAUAUCCAUAUCUCUCCACAUUCAUUGCAAAGAAUUGCAAAACCUCCAUUAGAAACUGCCAAGAAAGAUUGCAAAUACUCCAUCAAGGACUGUGAAGAAGAGAGAUCAAUCUAUACAGAGAAAAACUUUAAGAAAAAGAAGAUAUAUAUAUAUAGAGAGAGAGAGAAAGAAAGAAACAUGGAUGAUAGUAUGAGCAUGGGAACUGCAAGGAGUUUUAUGGUGUAUCUCAUGGUUGCUUCCUUCAUAGCAGUGGCAGCCACCUUCUUCAUCUCUGCACCAAAAGUUCCUCAUGAUCAGAUUUUCCUCUCCCACACGGCCUCUGUCCGUGUCUGGCCUAAACUGGAGUUAAGCUGGAGAAGCAUACUGGCUACUGUCAUUGGCUUCUUGGGUUCAGCUUUUGGCACUGUUGGUGGUGUUGGUGGUGGUGGUAUCUUUGUUCCAAUGCUCAAUCUUGUUGUUGGUUUUGAUACUAAGUCUGCCGCUGCUCUCUCUAAAUGUAUGAUAAUGGGGGCAUCUGCAUCCUCUGUUUGGUACAAUCUUAGAGUGUCACACCCUUCAAAGGAAGCUCCAAUCAUUGAUUAUCAUCUCUCAUUGUUGUUCCAACCCAUGUUGAUGCUUGGCAUCACAAUUGGUGUGGAGUUGAGCAUUGUCUUCCCUUACUGGCUCAUCACCAUCCUUAUUAUUAUUCUCUUCUUGGGUACAUCCUCAAGAUCAUUCUUCAAAGCAAUUCAGAUGUGGAAGGAGGAGACAUUGAUCAAGAUGGAGAUUGAAAAACAGGAGCAAGCAAAGUGCAAAGCUAAUGAUCAAGAUGUGGCCAUUGGCUCAGAAUAUGAACCUCUACUUCCUCCACCAGAGAAGUCUCCUCUUGAGAUAUUACUGUUUAACAUUAGGUGGAAAGGUAUCAUGGUGCUCAUGCUUGUCUGGUGCUCCUUUCUUUUUCUCCAAAUCAUCAAGAAUAAUGCAUCAGACUGCAGCACUUUAUACUGGACAGCAAACAUCCUGCAGUUUCCUGUGGCUCUCAGUGUGUUUGGAUGGGAGGCAGCAAAGUUAUGGAAGGAGAGUCACCAGCGUAGACUUCAUGGCAACUGGGAGUGUGUCUGUGAGGCCUCUAUUGAAUGGACACCAUUGCAAUUGCUUUUCUGUGCUUCAGCUGGAUUACUUGGUGGCACUGUUGGUGGUCUUCUUGGCUCUGGUGGUGGCUUUAUACUUGGUCCUCUCCUUCUUGAAAUUGGUGUCAUUCCUCAGGUUGCAAGUGCGACGGCGACAUUUGUGAUGAUGUUCUCGUCGUCGUUAUCUGUCAUUGAGUUCUACUUCCUCAAGAGAUUUCCAAUUCCUUAUGCUCUGUAUCUUACUUUUGUAUCGAUAAUGGCCGGAUUCUGGGGUCAGUUCUUCAUCAGAAAACUUGUGAAAUGGCUCAAAAGAGCAUCGAUCAUCAUCUUCAUUCUCUCCGCCGUCAUUUUCGCCAGUGCUCUUACCAUGGGUGUUGUCGGAGGCGAAAAAAGCAUCCAAAUGAUCAAUAGACAUGAAUACAUGGGAUUUCUCAGCUUCUGCGACCGAUAAAAAUAAAGAACUAGUUUUCUGAAAAUAAAUGAAAAACUAUUUGGAAUGAUGAGUUAGCUUCUUGUUAACCUUCAUCAAAUAGUUGUCACUAUUUUGUUCAAGUGUUUUUUCAUUCACUAAUCAGUGAAUGAUUGAAAACAAUGUGCUAUGCUUUUAUUUGUGGUUUUUAUUGUUCAUUGAUGGUUAAACAAGAGUGUUUGUUUUAUCAUCAAAUGUUAACUUUAAAUCAUUCAACUCUGUUGUUGAAUGAAUCAGAAACUCUCUGGAAACAAAUUGGUAUUCAUACAUUCAUUUUUAUUUUA